Messenger RNA from Austrofundulus limnaeus, 1446 nucleotides. It is a transcript of the gene gdf3, whose product is annotated as growth differentiation factor 3. Gene Ontology annotation, molecular function: growth factor activity; cytokine activity. The record is from RefSeq and is a predicted model, not a curated record. NCBI's taxonomy places the organism in Eukaryota, Metazoa, Chordata, Actinopteri, Cyprinodontiformes, Rivulidae. Gene Ontology annotation, cellular component: extracellular region.
UUCCAGUACCUCCUGCUGGUUUCUGCAGACUGGUUUGUGGAUUGUGGAUGUGGAUUCGGACCCGGUUCCGCCUCUUGAAGCUGGUUCGUCCUCAGGUGGAGGCAGACUGCCGGAGGCUCUCAGACGCUCCACAUGGCUCCUGUCCUGUUCUGGUUCUCUGUCUGGUUCUGGGCCGGGAUUCGGGCUCAGUUGGACUCGACGGACGCGCGGACUCAGGAGCGGCUCUUCCUCACCGCCCUGGGGCUUYCCGGGCGGCCUCGGCCCGCGGGAGCCCGCCGGAACCGGCCUCACGUCCCCUCCGAGCUGUGGAGCAUGUUCCGGAGGUCAGAGGGCCUCCAGGCCCGGGAGAGCGAGCCGUGCGCGGUGUCAGAGUACGGAGUCCGCGGGAACAUCGUCCGCUACGUCCAGGACCAAGGCAGCCUGCGGUCUGGGCGGAGCCUCGGCUGUCAGGUUUGUCAGGAGAAGCAGCUCUUCUUCAACAUGUCCGUCCUGCAGCCCGUGGAGCUGCUGUCUCUGGCUCGGCUGGAGAUCAGCUUCCUGUGGGAGCCCCUCAGACCCGCCGAGCUCCUGCAGGGCUCCCGGGCCGUCAGCAUGUCCCUGCACAAAGUGAUCCGGGCCACCYUGAGGGGAGCGGACCCCCGGGCCGGUCGGAGACUCCUGCUGUCUCAGUCGGUCCAGCUGCAGCUGGGGCCCUCCACCAUCACCCUGGACCUGACCUCGGUGGCAGAGAGCUGGCGUACGCCGAGUCUGAACUACGGUCUGGUUCUGGAGCUGCUCCCUGUCAGUGCAGGUCCUGACGAGCUGCUUCCCUUUUACCCCGGGAACCUGCUCCCCUCAGAACCAGCCCCCACGUUUCCUCUGGUCCAGGCCUCGCUCAUCGUGGUGUCCCUGAACCCUCACCAGUGUCGCUCCCGGCAGAGGCGCAGCGCCGUGCGCCUGCCGGUGACGCUCAGCAGCGUGUGCAAGGCUCGCCGCCUCUACGUCGACUUCAAGGACGUGGGCUGGCAGGACUGGAUCAUCGCCCCUCAGGGCUACAUGGCCAACUACUGCCACGGAGAGUGCCCCUUCCCGCUGAGCGAGAGCCUGAACAGCACCAACCACGCCAUCUUGCAGACCCUGGUGCACUCUCUGGACCCUCAGGACACGCCCCAGCCCUGCUGCGUCCCCGUGCGCCUCUCGCCCAUCUCCAUGCUCUACUACGACAACAACGACAACGUGGUGCUGCGGCACUACCAGGACAUGGUGGUGGACGAGUGCGGCUGUCGAUGAGGUCACAGUUUGUAGUUUCAGCCUCCAGACAACCAACACGUUACAUCAUGUUUGCUCGUUUUUAGGUGGUUUAGUAGUUAGUGAGUUAAAUUGGAAUAUUUUUUACUGCAUAAAUAAAAGAUUUGAAUAAAUGUUGAUGUUUAAAAAUAAAAUAUUUUUCAAGCAGUGUUGCAAAGA